Molecule: messenger RNA, 1089 nt
Organism: Dipodomys ordii (Ord's kangaroo rat)
Lineage: Eukaryota; Metazoa; Chordata; Mammalia; Rodentia; Heteromyidae
Gene: Klrk1
Product: killer cell lectin-like receptor subfamily K, member 1
Exons: 7
Coding region: 260-835 (191 amino acids)
Biological process (GO): positive regulation of natural killer cell mediated cytotoxicity
Source: RefSeq, a predicted model, not a curated record
GUGCUGGGGCGGGGGGAGUUCUGACUGGAAGAUGAGAUCAGAGACUGCUUAGCCGAUCUCAGUCCAUCCUAGCACAGGGGCAGCGAAGGGCUCCACCUCAGCCCUGGUCCCCGGGCUCGGGCUUUGUUGAAGAAUUUUACCCACAAGACUCAGGAUUUUCCUGCUCUGAUCAGCUUGAAAAGUUCAUCGCACCACAACAGGAAGCAAAAAGGGGAAGCAAAGCAAAUGGUCCGCUCUAUUCUGGAAUUAUGAAUUAAAGAUGUUUGCUGGGCGCCUGGAGAGCCAUCUUCACGUCUCUGAUGGGCCGGUGCGUGGCCCUCAGGAUCAUCAUCUGGCUCCUUUAUUUUUGGUCCGGCUCAUUGCUGUGGCUAUGGCCAUUCGUUUCAUGGUCAUGGUAGCAAUCUGGACCACCGUCUUCAUUCUUGCUUCUCCCCACCAAGAAGUGUCGGCUCCUUUCACGGAAGCUGGCGGGGCCCCGUGCCCCGAAGACUGGGUCUAUUACGGACACACGUGCUACUACUUUUCUAAAGAGAGGAAGACCUGGCAUCAGAGCCGAGCUGCCUGCCUGUCUCAGAACUCCAGCCUCCUGAGGGUCCACAGCAGAGAGCGGCAGGAUUUUCUAAGGCUGAUCAAGUCCUACCACUGGCUGGGGCUCGUGAGGAUUCCAGGCUCUGAAUCCUGGCGGUGGGAUGACGGCUCCGCGCUCCAGCCCCACCAGCUCACGGUGCUGGACAUGCAGAAUGGCACGUGCAGCGUCUACAGCGCGAGUUUUAAAGCCUACGCGGAAAGUUGUUUGGCUUCAAACACGUUCAUCUGUAUGCGGGAGGCCGUGUGAGUGAGCACGGCCCUGCCAGCACCUCGAACCCACGGCCAGACAGCGUCUGAGUCAGCCACGCAGCGCGCCGGGGACCGGGGAAACGGAGGAGGACGGACACACGGAACACGGACUGUGUGCGUGCGUGCGUGUGUGCGUGUGCGUGUGCGCACGCCCCUCCUGAGCUUGCACUCAGCGCCUGGAAGCUAUCUGUGAACUUUCUUUUACUUUUCAGCUCUGGGCUGGCGCUCUACCACUUGAGCCACAGCACCACA